ACUAUCAUCUCAUGCCAUCAGUUUCCUUAGAUCUUUCUCCUUCCAUUAUUCUCUCUCUCUUCUUCAAUCUUAAUUUACCUUCUUACUCUUAAUCUUUAAAGAUGUCUCCUAACGCAACCAUGGAGGAAUCUCCCAUGGACUCCAAAUCCAGAGCAUAUGUGACGUUCUUGGCUGGCAAUGGGGAUUACGUGAAGGGUGUGGUCGGUUUAGCUAAGGGUUUAAGGAAGGCAGAAUCUGCAUACCCUCUUGUGGUUGCUGUUCUACCUGACGUCCCGGAGGAGCACCGCCAAAUUCUUGAAUCUCACGGCUGUAUUGUCCGUGAAAUUGAGCCGGUCUACCCGCCGGAGAACCAGACCCAGUUUGCCAUGGCUUAUUAUGUGAUUAACUACUCAAAGCUUCGUAUUUGGGAGUUUGUGGAGUAUGAAAAGAUGAUAUACUUGGAUGGUGAUAUACAAGUGUUUGAGAAUAUUGAUCACCUAUUCGAUUCAGCAAAUGGGUAUUUGUACGGUGUUAUGGAUUGUUUCUGCGAGAGGAAUUGGAGAUUCUCUCCACAGUACAAGAUUGGUUACUGCCAACAGUGUCCUGAAAGAAUUCAAUGGCCCAAGGAGAUGGGCUCUCCACCUCCUCCUUACUUCAAUGCCGGAAUGUUCGUGUUUGAGCCUAAUCUUAAGACCUACUCUGAUCUCUUGGAGACCCUCAAAGUCACCCCCACAACUUCUUUUGCUGAGCAGGACUUUCUGAACAUGUUCUUCAAGGAUGUGUACAAGCCAAUCCCUCCAGAGUACAACCUUAUUUUGGCUAUGCUAUGGCGCCAUCCUGAAAAUGUGGAGUUGGACAAAGUGAAGGUUGUCCAUUAUUGUGCAGAUGGUGGAAAGCCAUGGAGGUACACAGGGAAAGAAGUGAACAUGGAGAGAGAGGACAUAAAGCUGCUGGUGAAGAAGUGGUGGGAUAUAUACGAAGAUGAGGCAUUGCCCUGCAAGAAUGCUGUGGCUGCAACUCAUCAUGGAAAACUUGGCUCCAUGAUUGCUUCUUUGACUGAAGAAGAAAUGGUUGAUCAGCAGAGAACUGCUCCAUCUGCUGCUUAAAAAUAUGUAUUAAUUCUAAUUAUAGAUAUGUGAACUCUAUAUAUAUAUAUAUAGAGAGAGAGAGAGAGAGAGAAUUAAUGUAAGGGAUAUAAUAAUUAAUGUAAUGGUGUGUUGUGUUAAUAAAUGGUAAUUGCAAGCUUGCAUGCCUUGGCACCUACAAAA
Messenger RNA from Manihot esculenta (cassava), 1247 nucleotides. Its product is annotated as galactinol synthase 1. Gene Ontology annotation, molecular function: glycosyltransferase activity. The transcript has 4 exons. Bases 102 to 1085 code for a protein of 327 amino acids. Lineage: Eukaryota; Viridiplantae; Streptophyta; Magnoliopsida; Malpighiales; Euphorbiaceae. The record is from RefSeq and is a predicted model, not a curated record.